AUGUGCCACAAGCAGAGGGUAGUAGCUAGCCGUGAUAAAGAGGUACAUGCUGAAAGGAGGCGAGAUAGUAUAGGAAGAUUUUCAUCUUAUUUGGGUCCGACUAGUGGAAUCUCAAAGUUGCCUGGUUUCAGUGCAAGCAGUUUCAGUUCUUUUGGAAGAAGAGGUUUCAGUCGAGGGUCGCAGUCUCGACCUGUGCAUAGAGGGUCAAUGCAAAAGGGUGGAGGUGUGAGAAUUGGGCCUCUACAGUCUUUGAGGCAAGCAUCGAAUGUUCCAAGUCUGACUUUGAGUACUGGAAUGAUGCCCCAGUGCAACAUAUGUAGUAUAUCUCAUCCAAGAAUAUGUUGGGCUUGCUACAAGUGUGGUAAGUUAGGUCAUAUAGCAAGGCAAUGCCCAGAAGGCAGAGUUGAAGGGGCUAAGCAGAGAUCAAUGGUUCCUGGCCAAGUAUUCGCGGUUACACAAGAAGAGGCCAAAGCAUCUCUAAACAUGAUCAGAGAUAUGAUUUCUGUUAAUGGUCACAAAAUAAAGGCAUUGUUUGAUUCGAGUGCCACCCAUUCUUUUAUGUCUAAGGAAUGUGUGGAUAGAUUGAAAUUGUCUUUACAAGAAUUGCCUGUGCUCAUUAAAGUGACGAUACCUUUUGGAUCGUCUAGUAUUACAAGUUAA
Messenger RNA from Prosopis cineraria, 660 nucleotides. RefSeq lists its product as uncharacterized. Lineage: Eukaryota; Viridiplantae; Streptophyta; Magnoliopsida; Fabales; Fabaceae. The coding region runs from base 1 to 660 and encodes 219 amino acids. The record is from RefSeq and is a predicted model, not a curated record. The transcript has a single exon. Gene Ontology annotation, molecular function: nucleic acid binding; zinc ion binding.